Molecule: messenger RNA, 9497 nt
Organism: Acomys russatus (golden spiny mouse)
Lineage: Eukaryota; Metazoa; Chordata; Mammalia; Rodentia; Muridae
Gene: Lcor
Product: ligand dependent nuclear receptor corepressor
Exons: 8
Coding region: 81-1862 (593 amino acids)
Biological process (GO): regulation of transcription by RNA polymerase II
Cellular component (GO): nucleus
Molecular function (GO): DNA binding
Source: RefSeq, a predicted model, not a curated record
GGUGGAGAUGGGGGCGGAGGGAGCCGGAGCUGUCACAGGCCCCGCGUCCGCCUGAGCGAGCGAGCCAAGUCGGGGGUGUCAUGGCCGCAGGGGGCAGCGGCUGCACUUCCUCUGCUGGCAGCGGCGGCCGGGGAGUUAGUCCUCGACGCACGGGUCGGUCCCGUUUCCCUCUGUGCGGCGGCCGGCGGGACCAUAAGGGCUUAACUCAUAUAUUUAACCCCCCUCCAAAAAGAUUUGAAAGUGUUCUUGAAGGGCUGUUUGGACCUGCGUUAUUAAGAGAUCUCAGUUUAUUUAAAGAGUGUGAACCUGAAAGCAUUUCUGAUUGGGCUUUCGAUGAAAAUUGUCUGUUCUGUUGCUUGAGAAGAGAUAAAGUAAAGGGACAAUUAGUCGGUCUGGAUGAGCCAGCUUCCGGAGCUGGGCAAGAAGCUUUGCUUAAACAAGAGCACGCAAAAGUCACCCGACUCCAGAGACAAGCAGAAGAGUUCCUCAAUGCAGUCUUUUAUAGAAAAGACAGUCCCUGGGUCUCCGACCCCAAUGUCCCCCUAGUGGCCCGUGAGAUCAUGCAGCGAAUGAUCCAACAAUUUGCUGCUGAAUAUACCUCAAAAAAUAGCUCUACUCAGGACCCCAGCCAGCCCAAUAGCACAAAGAACCAAAGCCUGCCGAAAGCACCUCCAGUCGCCACCUCCCCCACGGCUGCAACUGCUCAGAACCCUGUGCUCAGCAGACUUCUCAUGGCUGACCAAGACUCACCUCUGGACCUUACUGUCAGAAAGUCUCAGUCAGAACCUAGCGAACAAGACGGCGUACUUGAUUUAUCUACUAAGAAAAGUCCAUGUGCUAGCAGCACUUCCCUGAGCCAUUCUCCCGGCUGCUCCAGUACCCAAGGGAACGGGCGACCUGGGAGACCCAGCCAGUACCGCCCAGAUGGACUUCGGAGUGGUGAUGGGGUACCUCCAAGAAGCUUACAGGAUGGAACCAGGGAAGGUUUUGGACACUCCACAUCACUCAAAGUUCCACUGGCUCGAUCCUUGCAGAUUAGUGAAGAACUACUGAGCAGAAAUCAAUUGUCCACAGCUACCAGUCUUGGGCCGUCUGGAUUACAGAAUCAUGGACAACAUUUAAUAUUAUCCAGGGAAGCCUCUUGGGCAAAACCUCAUUAUGAAUUCAACCUCAACCGUAUGAAGUUCAGGGGAAAUGGUGCACUCAGCAACAUCAGUGACCUUCCUUUUCUUGCAGAAAACUCUGCCUUUCCAAAAAUGGCACAUCAAACAAAACAAGAUGGAAAAAGGGACAUGAGCCAUUCAUCUCCUGUAGAUUUAAAGAUACCACAAGUUCGAGGAAUGGAUCUUUCUUGGGAGUCUCGCACUGGUGAUCAGUACAGCUAUAGCUCUUUGGUAAUGGGUUCACAAACGGAGAGCGCGCUUAGUAAAAAAUUAAGGGCUAUUCUUCCAAAACAAAAUAGAAAAAGCAUGUUAGAUGCUGGACCUGAUUCUUGGGGCUCAGAUGCUGAGCAGUCUACCUCUGGACAGCCAUAUCCCACAUCGGAUCAAGAAGGAGACCCUGGCUCCAAGCAGCCUCGGAAGAAAAGAGGGCGUUACAGACAGUACAACAGUGAAAUACUGGAGGAAGCCAUCUCUGUGGUUAUGAGUGGAAAAAUGAGUGUUUCCAAAGCUCAGAGUAUUUAUGGGAUUCCCCACAGUACAUUGGAGUACAAAGUAAAGGAGAGGCUGGGCACUUUGAAAAACCCUCCAAAGAAAAAGAUGAAAUUAAUGAGGUCGGAGGGGCCAGAUGUUUCUGUAAAGAUUGAAUUAGAUCCCCAGGGAGAGGCAGCACAAAGUGCAAAUGAAUCAAAAACUGAGUAGGAAUCCUGUAGAGUGCCAAUUACUGUACAAACUGGGUGAGCGCUACUGCAUCAUUGUUCAGCUGUCACUGCUGCACCUGACUUCAUUACUGUGACACUUGCCUCUGCAGGUUUUGCAUUGACUUGUUCACAGAGGUGAAAGGUGCAUUCUGAAUGUUGCAUAUUUUAAAUUUUCAUGUGCAGUAUGGCUCGGAAUAUUGUUUGGCCUUUUGCAUGUUUCUCUACACAGAGAAUUGAGUUACCUCACAAAGACCAGAUACAUGGAAGUGGACUCCUUGCCUGUAGAGCAUGCAUGAUUUUCUUUAUUUUCUUUCUUUUAACCCCUUAAGUUAUGUUUGCUUUUACUUUAAAAAAGAAAAAGAAAAGAAAAAGAAGAUGAUGAUGAAGAAGGAAAAAACAGUCCCCUUUAGAAAUUACCUCUGUCAUACUGGGAGCUUUAUUUAUCAUUACAGAUUGGAAAGCCGUCUUACAAAUAUGUUCACAUUUUUCUUACAUGAUUCAACUAAUUGAAAGGUUAAACUAAACAAAACAAAACAAAAAACACAAAUGAUGAACCUUUGACUCUAAGAAAUUUGGUUACUCGAUAAAUACUUGGGUCAUUUAUAAUUAUGCUUUAUCAUUUUAUUUUCAUUAUUAAAUUUACUGACUAAAUUAGCAGUGUCUUAGUGCUCACCCAGAGGGGAGGCAGUAGAGAUGUGCACACACUACCUUCAAAAUGUUUCAUUCAGUUCACUGUUUGGGACACUACCUUUGCUGUAAUUUCAUUUGAGAUUUUCUAAGGGUAGAAUUUGCUCUCACCACCAAGUGAGAUUAUAGCCUUAUCUCAUGGAGGACGCGCUCCCUUCUUACUCAGGAGCAGUCAGGGUACAUUUCAUAAACAAUGGAGGAUGCCUCAUCUUAGCAAAUUUAGCUUUCUUUCUUUUUCAGUGGUUUUGUAGAUGUGAUCAUGUACUAACCAACAACUGAGUACUGUUUCAGCCAUUAGUUGUAGGGUGUCUAAGCUGUGCUUCUUGGGAGUCAGAAAAAACAAAGCAAUGUGUAUUAGUUCUUAUAGCAUAGCUAAACUGAUGCUUAAGAUUUUUCAGCCUUGAUAAUUUCUACAUAGAUGAAGGAUCUAAGUUUUUGGUAAGAAGAAAAAUCACAAUCUCACGGUGACCUAAUAUGAUUGAUUAGGUUGCAUGUUAAUUCUGCUAAUAGUUCAACUGGUAGUUUUGUUCACUGUAGUUUCUGUUUUUAACUGAUUCAGACACUGCUACAAGAUUGGGAGAGGCUGCAUUUUAGAUUUUAGUUAAUUUUGUUUAGCUGAACUUUUUCCCCCCUUACUCUUAGGGCAUCCUACAUACUCUCCCCUUCUUGACCUUUUCUGGUUGUUUAGCACACAUUUCAGGCCCUUUUCCGAUCAUGUUUGUGUAAGCACUCCUUAAAGAACGUCUUAAGCUUUGUGUGAGAUGGACACAUGAAAUUGCAGUAAUUUAAGUUUGGAAGAUUUAUUUUUGACAGGUAACUGCAAGAAUUCCUGAUUAGUAAAGUCAGUGGAAUUUAAUCUCUUACUAUGAUCAGGUUAAAAUUACUAUUUUGUGCAAAGCAAAAUCCACACCGCUUAAACCCUGUAUGUUAGUCUGCUGAGAAAGAUGAUCAGGCCCUUCUAAAUGCUUAGCCAAACUCCAAAUUCAUUGGCAUUUCUGACUAAGUAAAAUAAGCAUUCAGUGUUCAUUAGGUUAAAAUUGGUGAUUUCAGGAGAAUACUAACAACUUGAAAAGUAGUAGGAAUACGUCCAGAAUAGGCCUCAUGCACAAAUUCCUGACUGUGAACUUUGGACCCAUUAAUUUAAUUAGGGAAAAGAUUUCACUUGCAACCUGUGUGUUCAAAGGUUAGGCACACCAUUGCUGCUGUUAAAAUUAAGGCAUUGUUCAUUUUGACAUAGGUCGGGUGUGGAUUUCUCUUUUGAUUUGGUUAUUUUGUAAAGCAAUUUAAUCCGUGGAUGACUGCCUGUUUCUCGGCCUUUUAGUCUCAACAGACAGAGUUUGUUAGUAUUAAUGUGACUGCAAUAUUUCCUAGCCUAGCUGGAAGUUGCAAUAAAGAUACAAUAUGAGGUGCAUGAUUUUCAUCUGCAAGUGAAGGAAGUUGUGUGAGAUUUGCUGAAAGCAAAAGGCUAAGCUUAUGAAGGGAAACCUUCUUUGUUCCCUCUCAGUUUGUUAGCACAGAAUUAAUUGCAGGCAUGGUUCCUUUUUGUGCAGUGCUUGGGGUACUCAGUAGCCCAAAAUUGCUGCAAAAAGAUCCUUUGAGAAAUUAAAUCGUGCUUUCAUUCCCUUUCAGAAAGACAUCAUUAAAGGCCCAUCUAAAAAUCUGGCCCUAAAAGUUGAACUUUUGUACUUUCAUUCUUCAGAGAGGUUUAGUCCUGUGGUAGUUUGUAGUGAUGUGUGGGUUGAGUUAUGUAACUUUUGUCAUCGUAGUGUAAUGGGAGUGACCAUCUUACUAAUAUAAAUAUUUUCUAUGUGUGUUUCAGUGGAUGACAAUCGAGCAGCAGAAGAAUGGUGUGCCUACCCUUUAAUGCUGCAGUUUAAAUAAGAGAACUUGUAUUGUGUCAUUUCAGACUGUAGGCUGAGAGUUGUACAUAGUGAAAAUUGAGUACUUAUAUUAUUUGUUUUGGUUAGAAAGUGAAUUUUAAAAACAAACCAAACUCUAAACUUCUCAGAGUAAAGUCCUGAGACCUGAAGAUUGUAAUAUUCAUGUCUGUGAAGCUUUUUAACAUUACACUUGAGAUCAGUCAUGACUUGAUAUUCAGGUAAAUUUUCUUUUCCAAUAAGCUUUUGAAUGAGCAUAUUUUCUCCAAAGGUUGGUUGGUUGGCUGGUUUCUCUCUUUCUUUCUUUCUUCCUUUCCUUUGUUAUUGUGUUGUUUUCUUUGAGUGUAGAUUGUUUUAAAGCACUAAUUGCAUUACAUUGGUAACUGCAAUAUAAAAUAGCCAUUAUUGUUUUGUGAAGCAUGAUUGAAGUUAGAUAGUGGUCCCUUUUAAAAUUCAUGAGCCUCUCAAGAAAAAAAAAACUUAAAAAAAAAGACAAAAGCUGCUGAAUAUUUCAAAAGAUAUAUAUUUUACCUUAUUGUAGGUUUGUAAAGUUAGUUUGUAAUAUUCAGGUGCACUUUUAUUGUUAAACUUUGUGUUCAGAGUUCCAUUAUACUGCAUAUUUCUUGGAGGUGGCUGUCAGUCCUCAUACCACAGUGAUCCCUUAAUAGUUGAUUUCUCUCUUGAUUUGCCACUAUGCUGUAUGGCACUUUCAGUGUAGAUUUUCUAGGUUGGAGACGUCCUCAUAACUGUGUGAUAGCGAUUGGCCUACUUGCAUGCUUAAUUUCUGCUAAUCAGAGUUUUGCGUGGCCCAGACAACAGUUGACCAUUUUUGUGGUAUGGGAGAGUAUAGUUCACAACUGCCUGUCACAAAAGCCUUUUUUCUCAUAUUUUCCAGUAAAGUGAAUGAUGACAUUAUUCAAAUUACAUACCAUUAUUUGAGUUAAUGGUAGGAAAUAAUAUAUUUAAAAUAAGUCCUUGCUUUUUAGUGAGAGGACAUUGACAUCACACGGUAGAUAAGCUAGAGUACUGUGAAAUAAAAAACACUAAACUGUUCUAGGUGAGUUAUAGUUGGGAUGGUAUUUUAUUAUUAGCAUUCUUAAUUCUGAGAGAGCAGAAUCAGCACUCAUGACCUAGUAUAGUGUAUUGAUUUUACUUUGUUCAGUAGGCUUUCAAAUGACUGGAUUAUAUUGUGAUGAGCUAUACACUUUUAUUCUGGUCCCCACAUACCAUGAAGGACAAGGUCUCUUUUUCAGGAAAAAAUAUUUAUAUUUGUGUAUAAUACUUUUUAAUAUAAGUUUGUUGUUAUUCUGAAGUUUAGAUGUUGCUUGAUAAACCGUUGCUACAGCAGAUCAUGAAUAUGAGCAAGGCUUUGUGUAAUAGUAGGGUCCUUAUGUGAAGUUAAUUACUGUUCAGUUCUGGUGAGCAAGCUCAGAGGUGUGAAGUGUGUAUUAGCUUUAUUUGGUACAGUUUUACUUUAAAACAUUGAAGUGCUUUAGAACUCUGGUUAUCUUACAUAAAUCAUUACCUCAACCAAUUGGCAUUCUAUUCCCAAGUGUUUUACCUUAGCUCUAAGAUGAGCUGUAUGGGAUCAGAUAGCAAAACCUUAAGUGGCACAAGUAGGUGUUUAGUUCCCAGGUUUCUGGAGAAAACUCUUAAAUCAGACUAGAAGUGACUACCUGCUACAACCCAUAUCCUAACUACCUUCUGUCAUUAGGCAGUACAUGACAGCCGCUGAGCUGCUAGUAUGUUCUUUGCCUAUCCCAAGUAAGCACAUGUUGCCAGACCUGGUUCUAAGCCUUUGUGAUCACUUUACAUUUUAUUGCCCUAUGAUGAUGAAGCUCAGAUUUAUUUGGUCAUUCUCAUAAAACAAAUUGUCAGUUCAGUGUCAGAACCUGAAAUUAUUUUGAGCCAUCAAAGUGUGUGUAUGACAAGCUUGUGUUCCAUUAACAACUAUUGUAUCUCAGUAGCUUUCAUUUUGAAACAAAUUUUUGACUCUGGAACUCUUAUUUAACCAAAUGCUUGAGGUUGUUUUCACAUCUCCAUUCUUGUUUCUGUUCAGGUUGCUGUCAUUGGUGAAAGAAUAUGACAAUAGGUUAUAUUGCCCACUUAAUAUUUUAUGAGCAGAUUGAAAGUUACAGGUUAAAUUUUGGCCUUCAGGAAGAUGGAAGAUGUCACAUUGUUUUCCUUGUUCCCUUUCUAUUAGAAUAAAAUUAUCAUUAAUAUGCUGGUCAAUCCAGUAUUAUUCAGAGCUUGAUGGCUUUAGCCAAAUAGUCCAUUUAGGAGACUAUUGAACUAUACAGGUUUUGGUUUUUGGAGUUUUUUUGCUUGUUUUGUUUUGUUUAUUUUUUAUACUCUACUGAUAAAGAAUACACACACACACACACACACACACACACACACACUUGUGGUACAAGGAACGCAGACCUCCAUACUCUUUAUUUUGGAUUAAUUCAUUUCUUGAGACGAAGAUUUGUGAAUAUGGUGACAAGGGAGUAGAGGAAAUUCUUUCCAUAUCCUCUUUUAUUCCAACUUUUGAAUUUACCUUUUAAGGAAGCAAACAUUAGCCCUGUGGCACAACACUGGCUGAGUGUUGUAAGUGCUACAAAGGAUUUUGGAGCAGGUGUAAACUUUGAGAAACAGAUACAGAUCAACUGCCCCCAGCUGUAUUAAAUAAACUAAAUGGAUCUCAAGACACGGUAUUAAGAUUUGAUUAUGUGCAUUUGAUAGGAAAAUUUUUAAAACUCUGAGAAUUAAAUCUAAUGUUUAUAUAGCAGACAGUAAACAUGAGUUAAUUUUACAAUUAUUUGGGAGGUAACUUUAAUAUUCCCAGUUCAUGUAGAGCUGUAUCUGUAAAACAUGAAAAGCAAGCACUUUUAGUAAACCAUAGAUUUAUUGGUUGUAGCAAAUAUUCAUUUUGAAUGUGAAAAUGAACUCUUUACUCCUUGACCUGUCAUUGAACAGGCUCAAGAUAUUUUCAACACUGGAAAUGACCCCACACAUACCAAAUAAAUAGUCUAGAGCAGCGAGACAUUUGAAGAUUCAUACCUCUUAAACUUCUUAGAUUUGUCUUGAAAAACAAUUUGUGAACCUGUAACCAGUAUUACUGCAGUCUUGGGUUCCUUGUUCUGCAUAAUCGCACCCUUUCUCAGGUAUGUCCUGAAAACAUACAUUUAAAUCUCUUUGGAGAUUAGAUUCUCAGUGGAUAGUGUGUGAGGGGUAGGGGUGGGGGUGGGGGCUGGGAGUAGUUGGACACAGGAUACUGACACAGUAGAGCAGGGAUUUUAACAUUCGGUAGCCAAAUAGAAUUUCAGUCUAGAAUAUUUUUACCCCCACAGAAUGAACAAAACUAUUCCUAUUUGGUAAAUAACCAGUGCUACACUCCUCAAAAUCUUUGAUCCGGGUGACUUCUUCCUGCUUGAUGGAAGGUGUAUAGCAAACCUCACUGUCGUUAGGAAAGCACUUCCAAAUGUUUAAAGUUCUAGAAAGGGACAAUUCAGCACUUUUCUGUUAAAACACUAAAGUCUUAAUUUAUCUUCAGAGUCUUAGGUACUGUAAGUUUUAGGAUGAUUAUUUUAGAAACCAUAACUACAAGAUAUGGGGUCAAAUCACAUUUAUAUAAAUCUUAUUUUAACAAAAGACAACAUUUUGUACCUUUCUAGUAAUUCUAAGUAAUUGCCUCAUUUUCCCCAUUUCAUUUAAGCUUUUCUGACUUAGGAUUUUGGAAUUUGAGAGAAAGUGAGGGGGAAAUUCCCCAAAUGAAACGUGUUAUCAGACCAUUUUAGAAACAUAAGUCACUAAGGAAGUGGGUAGAGAUCCUCUCCCCUUUAAGUCUUCAGGGAAUGAGCAGUAUUUAGAAUCUUUGGCUGAAAUUCAAGCCUUUUUACUGUGUAAAUUUUUAAUACUAAUUCACUGACAUGCUUUUUACAUCAGAGGACUGAUACGAAUCUUAAUGGUUUUAAGUUGUGGAAGGGUAUAUUUCUAAAACCAAGGGGGGUUGAUUAACUAGGUUAGUAUUACCAGCAUUAGUGAGUUUAAGGAAUCUUAGUAUGUAAUAGCGAAGUGUUUGAUUAAAAGUCUAAUCCUAUAUUGCUAGUCAAAAUUAGUUACAUUCUGAUCUAGGAGAGAUAUAUAGUCAUUGGAUAUUGAAAUGCCGUGCUGUCAAAAAAAAAAAAAAAAAAAAAAAAGAGGGAAAAAAAAGAAAAGGAAACCUUUAUCUGACUCCCACGUGUGCUUGUUCUGAUGGGAUGUGUACUUAACAGUGGCUUGUUGCUGCUGUGGGGGGGAAAUGCAUAAACUAUACAUUGGAGCAUUUGCGUAUAAUUCUUUAUGACCUCCACUUUAAACUGUCAGACAUUGGUAUUUAUCAGUCCACACUGUUAAAUAAAGCUAAUGUUUUUAGAAAUCAACUUGUACACACUGUUUAAAAACCCUCAGGGACAGUUUUCACACUUUUCUCACUCAAUUCAGGUACUUUGAUGCUAUUCUUAAACCUAACAGUGACUUGUAUUUUUCUGUUUUGCUUUUAUUUCAACGUGCUGGUAGCACAUCUUUGAUGAAUGUCAACUUAAAAACUCAGUUCAGGUAUCCAGGUAUAACUCAGCCAAACAGAUUUUAAAGCUGCAUAACUUUCCAGCACAUGGUGCCUCACACUCUUAUAGUGGCAUUCUGUAGAUUCAGUUAUAACUACUGAGCAGAUAAUAUGGGGGUUCCUGUUAACAGUGUAUUUUUUUAAACAUACGUACAUGUAUAGCCACCACAUACACACACUCUUAAGCUGUAUAUUUUUAAAUGCCACUAAUAGCCAGCACAAUGAAAAUAAGUGACAUUCCUAGCUGCUUCUGUAAACCGUAACAGACGCAGCUCCUCCUUGAUACGGCUUUUGUUUCUUCAUCAUAACUACUACUAAAUUCAAGCACUGGUCCUUGGGUGUCUGACCUCUACAUUCUAUUUAUGCAAUGUCUUCAGAGAAUCUGUGCACUGGCCACUGUGAUGGAACCAUUGGGCUAUAAGUGCUUUGAGUUUAUCAGUAGUGAUUCUGCCAAAGUUGGUAUUUUAACAUUAAGUAUGUAAAA